GGGCAGUGAUUGGCGGGGGCGGGCGGCAGAGCCGGGCCGGCGGCGAGCCGGAGAUGGAGGCGGAGGUGCCGGGGAUCGGCGCGCGGUGCCCGGGCGAUGGCGAGUGCGCGGUGCCCAGCUCCCCCCGCGGCGCCGCCGUGCCCGACCGCACCCGGCUCCGGGCCUUCCUGUGGUGCCGCGAGUUCCUGGCCGGCUCCUGGAAGCUGAUCGCGCCCGAGGAGUUCGGCAUCAGCCCGGUCAGCGGGGGGCUCAGCAACCUGCUGUACAAAUGCAGCCUCCCGGACCACGUCCUGAGCGUGGGCGAUGAGCCUCGGCAGGUGCUGCUGCGCGUCUACGGGGCCAUUCUGCAGGGCGUGGACUCGCUGGUGCUAGAGAGCGUGAUGUUUGCCAUCCUGGCAGAGCGGACGCUGGGGCCACGGCUCUAUGGGGUCUUUCCCCAGGGGCGCCUGGAGCAAUACAUUCCGAGCCGGCGUCUGCGCACGGAGGACCUGCAGGACCCCGACAUCUCCAGGGAGAUAGCGAUGAAGAUGUCCCGCUUCCACGGCAUGGUGAUGCCCUUCAACAAGGAGCCCAAGUGGCUGUUUGGGACCAUGGACCGGUACCUGAAGCAGAUUGCCGAGCUCACCUUCCCCCAGGAAGCCCAGCGGAAGAAGUUCAACCAGCUCAAAGCCUAUAACCUGCAGAAGGAAAUGGGGAGCCUCAGGGAGCUGCUGGAGUCCACGCCGUCCCCUGUGGUCUUCUGCCACAAUGACGUGCAGGAAGGGAACAUCCUGCUGCUGGCUGGGCGGGAGUCACACCCCACUGACAAGCUGAUGCUGAUUGACUUUGAAUACAGCAGCUACAACUACAGGGGCUUUGACAUCGGCAAUCACUUCUGCGAGUGGGUGUACGACUACACCCACGACACGUGGCCCUUCUACAAGGCCUCCUUGGAGAACUACCCCACGCGCCAGCAACAGCUGCACUUCAUCCAGCACUACCUGUGGGAGGACUCGGGGCGGUGCGGGGACACCACGCACGAGGAGCAGGCCCGUAUCGAGGAGGAGAUGCUCACUGAGAUCGGCCGGUUUGCUCUGGCCUCUCACUUCUUUUGGGGCCUCUGGUCCAUCCUGCAGGCGAAGAUCUCCACCAUUGAGUUCGGCUACCUGGAUUACGCGCAGUGCCGUUUCGAGGCCUACUUCCAGCAGAAGGCGCAGUGCCCGUGACCAGCCCGGCUCUGCCUGCCCCGCGCUCGCCUGCCUCCUGCAUCAGGCCCCCGGGCUCGCCGGGCUGCAGACGGAGCAGCGGAAUGGCCCCUCCCUGCCAAAGGGACAGCAGCUGGCAAGGACCCCAAGGGACCAAUGCCCCCAGAACAGCCUCCCUUGCCUCCUGGGGUGAGGGGUGGGGGGCUGCCCUGGCUGGCCAGUGAGCGGGGGUGGGGUCUGGGGGUCUGGGUGGGAAACGGUUAAUGUUCCGGUGUGGGGAGUGAAUGCAGGGACUGCCCUCCCCGAAUUGGUGUGAGGAUCCCCACCCCCUCCAGGGGGGCGGUGUGGGGCCGGCUCUCCCCACUGCCCAGUGUCGGAUGUCUCCGUGUGGCCAUGGGGGUCCCGCUGAGCAGGGCGGCUGCAGCCUCGGCCCCCUCCCUGGGGCAGGAGGGGCCCGACUCCCCUGGUUCCCUGCGAGUGCACUGGAGGCUGCGCGCUGGGCCUGCGCGCUGGGAGCUGAAUGUGCCACAUGUGCGUCUGCCUCUGUCCCUGUGUCUCUGCCUCCCCUGGCCUGUGGCGCUGCCCAGCUCUGCUGCCCCAGUGCCCUUCUUGCCUGCCGAUGUGACCUGGGAUCCCCUGGGGCUCAGCGAGUGUGGGCUACAGGGGGAGACCUGCAUGCUCUGCCCCUGCCCCCUGCCGGGCCCCUCCUGCUGGCCCCUUUUCUGGAGAAGCAGGGGGCGUUUGUAGGGCUGCUGCCCCCGCAGGCAGUGCUGGCCUGGCUCCAGCGCCUCUCACGCUGCUGGGAAUGGGGGGGUGGGCUCUAGCGGGGUGUCCCCUGCUCCGUCUGGGGGAGUGGGUGGGGGCUGCCUCCCACAGCCCUGCCCCAAAGCUCCUCCCUGCCUGGGCCCCGUGGCCGGGGCUCUGCACUUGCUUUCCCUGCCAGUCCCCAGAGCCUGCUGCUGCCGCCCCCUCGGAACCGGGCCCCUGGCAGGGCCCUCCACUGCCUAGCAAUGGACUGUGAACUCUGCACUCAGACCAAUAAAUGCCUGGCACUGUC
Messenger RNA from Chrysemys picta bellii (western painted turtle), 2241 nucleotides. NCBI's taxonomy places the organism in Eukaryota, Metazoa, Chordata, Testudines, Emydidae. The record is from RefSeq and is a predicted model, not a curated record.